AACCAUGCUCAAGCCUUUUUUCCCUUUCUCUUCCCCUCCAGAGGGUACAUGUACGCAGGCCUGGAGUUCGGAGCGGAGUGCUACUGCGGUCACAAGAUCCAGGCUCCCAAUGUUUCGGACAGCGAAUGCAAUAUGGAGUGUAAAGGAGAGAAGAGCAACCUGUGCGGAGGAGCCAACCGACUGUCCAUCUACAGGCUGGAGCUGAGCCAGGAGUCUGCGCGCCGCUAUGGCAGCUCCAUUUUUAAGGGGUGUUUUCACAGGCCGGACAAUGUCACUCUGGCACUUCCCAUCAGCGCAGUCAUCCAAAACAUGUCUGUGGACAAAUGUGUGGACAUGUGCACGGAGAGGGAGAAAACGCUGGCCGUCCUGGGGGGUGAUCGAUGUCACUGCGGCUUUCCGACCCCUCUCUUCUCGCUUCAUGAGCCUGAGGACGAGAGUCUGUGUCUCCACCACUGCCUCGGGGAAGAAUUUGAGACCUGUGGGAAUGAAGAGUACUUUGUGGUGUACCAGACGCAGGUUCAAGGUAACAUAUGGUGUCUCAAAGGCCUAUAUAAAGGGCCCAUAGGACAAAGAGACAUGUCAGGAUGCAUCAUCAAUUAA
Notothenia coriiceps (black rockcod) is the source of this 600-nucleotide messenger RNA. Its product is annotated as WSC domain-containing protein 2-like. The record is from RefSeq and is a predicted model, not a curated record. Lineage: Eukaryota; Metazoa; Chordata; Actinopteri; Perciformes; Nototheniidae. Bases 49 to 600 code for a protein of 183 amino acids. The transcript is spliced from 3 exons.